AUGAAUCUCUGUGAAAAGUCUGUCUCAUUCAAACCGGAGCGUGAUAUACCUCCGCUCGAUGGAAAGGUGAUCCUCGUAACAGGGGGCAACAUUGGCCUUGGAAAGCAAUGUAUACUAGAGUAUGCACGACAUGGCCCAGCACAGAUCUGGAUGGCAGCCCGUAGCAGCGAGAAGGCGAGAGCUGCGGUGAAGGAAAUCCAACAGCAGCUCCCUCCAUCUAACCAAACAUCCAUCACGGUUCUCGAGAUGGACCUCUCCUCCCUCGCCUCGGUAACGAAAGCUGCAAAUACUUUUAUUGCGCAAUGUGACCGGCUGGAUAUCCUUAUGCUCAACGCCGGCGUCAUGGCAGUACCACCCGGCCUCACCACCGAUGGAUAUGAGCUGCAGUUUGGUACCAAUUAUCUAGGUCAUGCACUGCUAGCCAAGCUACUACUCCCUAUACUUCACAAGACAGCGAGCCAACAAGCCGCCGAUUCCCAAGUGCGUAUUAUUAUGGUAUCUUCACAUGGCCAUAUGUAUGCACCAAAGCCGGAGGGUAUUCGAUUCAACACACUUCGAACUGAGGCUGCGGACCUGGGCCCGUAUGGCCGAUACGGCCAAAGCAAGCUUGCUAUGAUCCUCUGGGUAAAGCAUAUGGCGAAGCUAUAUCCGCAAUUUACCCUUGCCUCGAUCCACCCAGGUGUAGUGCGGACAAACUUGAUGAACAACGCAACUGGCUCGCCGCUAAUUGUACGGGCUUUGGGAAAAGUUGCAAACAAGAUUGUUGCUCCAGUUAACCAGGGCGUGAAGACUCAGCUCUGGGCAUCCGUAGCUAAGGACGUCAAGUCUGGGUGGUACUACGAGCCAGUUGGCAUCGGAGGCACGGAGACGGAGUUUGCCAAAGAUGAGGAACUGGCGAAGAAGCUGUGGGACUGGACCCAUAGUGAACUCGAAUAUCUUUUAUAG
This is a messenger RNA of Nannizzia gypsea CBS 118893, 945 nucleotides long. Its product is annotated as retinol dehydrogenase 14. Bases 1 to 945 code for a protein of 314 amino acids. The record is from RefSeq and is a predicted model, not a curated record. NCBI's taxonomy places the organism in Eukaryota, Fungi, Ascomycota, Eurotiomycetes, Onygenales, Arthrodermataceae. The transcript has a single exon. Gene Ontology annotation, molecular function: oxidoreductase activity.